Messenger RNA from Mangifera indica (mango), 814 nucleotides. RefSeq lists its product as uncharacterized. The record is from RefSeq and is a predicted model, not a curated record. Gene Ontology annotation, molecular function: proton transmembrane transporter activity. Gene Ontology annotation, biological process: proton motive force-driven ATP synthesis. The coding region runs from base 171 to 602 and encodes 143 amino acids. Lineage: Eukaryota; Viridiplantae; Streptophyta; Magnoliopsida; Sapindales; Anacardiaceae. The transcript is spliced from 3 exons.
GCCUAAUUUAACUUCUACAGUCAAAUAAAACCCCAAACCCAGAGGUGCUUCGCUCUAUCCUUCGCUAUUCAUAAGACAACCGGCGACCUAAGCAAACGGCCGCGGCGCUACUUUGCGUAUUCGUCUGACAUUUCCUCUUCAACAAACAUCCAAGGUUUAAGUUGGAGUUGAUGGCAUCGAAGUUGCAACAGUUGCAAUCCAAGGCAUGCCAAGCGACAAAGUUUCUGUCUCAGCAUGGAAAUGCCUACUAUAAGCAGUUGUUGGAGCAGAACAAGCAAUAUAUUCAGGAGCCACCCACAGUGGACAAAUGUAACUUGUUGUCGAAACAAUUGUUUUACACACGUCUAGCUAGUAUUCCUGGACGUCGCGAAGCAUUCUGGAAGGAAGUUGAGUAUGUGAAGCAGUUAUGGAAGAACAAGCAGGAUCUGAAGGUUGAGGAUGCGGGCAUUGCUGCUUUAUUCGGACUGGAGUGCUUUGCAUGGUUUUGUGCUGGUGAGAUUGUUGGAAGGGGAUUUACCUUCACCGUUACUAUGUCUGAGGUCAAUUAUUUGGUAAAAUGUUUUUCAAGGAAAAGAAUAUGUAAGCUUCGCAUAUCAUUGUGAUCGAAUAACAGCCACUCUACAUGCAAUUUUUUGUUGUUUCUUCAAAAUUUUUGAAGCUGAGAACUCAGUGGGUAACUUUGGUAGCGACAAUAAUUUUGUAUUUGAAGUGACGACGCACGUUGGCAAAUCUUGCUGUUGUUUUAUCUUCAUCAAAAACUUCUACGACCACCCAUGAUUGAUGAUAAAGCUUGUUUUAUCUAUUUCACUCGAAA